Messenger RNA from Solenopsis invicta (red fire ant), 768 nucleotides. RefSeq lists its product as uncharacterized. The coding region runs from base 1 to 768 and encodes 255 amino acids. Lineage: Eukaryota; Metazoa; Arthropoda; Insecta; Hymenoptera; Formicidae. The transcript is spliced from 3 exons. The record is from RefSeq and is a predicted model, not a curated record.
AUGGCGGCUGGGAUGCCGCGGAACGCGUCAAGUACCUCGGCCAAAACUCGGCGAUUCCGUUUACUUGCGUUCCGUGGGGGAGCGGAGGUGACCGCGACUCGAGAGCUGGUCGGGGGUCCUUCCCUCGCCAAGGACCUAGAAGAGAGUUGGACGCUCGGGCUCACGAGAAUGCGGAGGAAGGAGCGGUGCGAGAAUUGCGGAGUACCUCCGCCGUGGCCAAGCAAACUUCGACCACUUUUAUUCUCUGAGGUGUCAGGCGCAGCGGAUCAGCGGGUGAUGCUGGUUGACGGAGAACAGGGGAUUAGGCAGGGAUGCCUACUAAGUCCGGGUCUUUUUAAUUUAGUAACGGCAGACUUGAAAGAAGAGCUGAGGAAGGGACUAUGGGGAGGAGUUAGGCUGGGAGGAGAGAAAGUAUACACAUUAGCGUUUGCUGAUGAUUUAGUGCUAUUAGCAGAGGAUGAGGAGGGAAUGCGGGCAAUGAUGGCAAGGCUAAAAAGAUAUAUGAUAAAAAAAGGGUUGGUAGUGAAUGUGGAAAAGUCGAAAGGAUUGGGAGAGAAGAAUUUGGAUGUCGAUAUGUUGGUGGACGAUUAUGGCGUAUGGGGUAUGGGGGUAGAGGUAUGGGGGUGGAGGAAAAGGGAUCAGAUGGAAAAGGUGCAGGAGAAGUACUUGAGGUGGCUGUUAGGAGUGAACUGGAGAAUCUUAGGCUAUAUGAUUAAAGUGGAGUUGCAAAGAGAGAAGCUGAGAACUAGGGCGGAGAGGAGAGCAUGA